ACUUCUAGUGCUGGAACCGCAGUUUUGAUUUAACUUUCCAUGCGAAAUAUUAGUUUUACGAGAAAAUCGGAAGAAAUAAUGGUAAAGCUGCCCUUUUUAGUUGGAGUGAUUUUGGCUGUAGUGGCUCACAGCCAAGCAUCGCACACACGAUCCCAGGAAAGAAUUUUGCACCAAGUGUACGACGAUUGCAGCAACGAUUUGGACAUCCCGUUGGGCAGGCACUACUUCGAGCGAGGCUUUCUGGGCGGCCUCACCGACAAGGAUCCGAAGGCGGUUCCGUUCAUAUACUGCGUAAUGGAACGCAUGGAGUUUGUCAACUGCGCGGGCAAGAUCGGCAAGCAGGCGCUCGUCGAUUUUUUCACCGACGGACACGACGUCCAGUCACUACCGGGUGUUGUCGACGAGUGUGAUGAAAAGAAAAAGGGGGCCACGGUGGCGGAGCGGUCCUUUAGCUUUUACAGGUGCUUUUUCGAGCAGAAAAAGUUUGUGAUUUGAGGGGGUUCGGUAGUGCUACUCGGUUAUGGGAUGGUGAGUGGAGAGGUAAUGAAUUUUCAAUCCAUUCAAUUCAGAAAUACAUUAUAAUUUAUGGUUAUGGA
Molecule: messenger RNA, 596 nt
Organism: Culex quinquefasciatus (southern house mosquito)
Lineage: Eukaryota; Metazoa; Arthropoda; Insecta; Diptera; Culicidae
Exons: 2
Coding region: 40-495 (151 amino acids)
Molecular function (GO): odorant binding
Source: RefSeq, a predicted model, not a curated record